This is a messenger RNA of Symbiodinium sp. CCMP2456, 325 nucleotides long. The record is from the annotation of a GenBank genome assembly. Lineage: Eukaryota; Dinophyceae; Suessiales; Symbiodiniaceae.
GCCCGCAAGAGACGGGCAGCAGAGGGGCCGCAGGCAAGUGGCCCUGCAUCGCGUAGAUGCCUAUGGGCCCCACGAGGAACCUUGCGCAUGGAUCAUUCCAGGUGCCGGGCAGGGGACCUUCUUCGUGUACUAUGCGACGGAUUCAAGUCUGAUCAACGCCUGGGCGCAAGACCCGGCGAUCACCAUCUUUACAGAGCCGGGCUCCGUUGUCAUCGACCGGAUGACCGAUGCCCAGGGCGACGUCAUCGCAGCGAGCGAGAAGACAGCAGCAGCCGUGGCACCCGGCGUCAUGGCGCCGAAUUCUUCGGCACUCUGGGUGAAGCAG